CGCCAACCCCUCCCAAUGCUGAAGAGUUUCAACCCGGCGGGGCUGGAGUGAAGAAGGGAAGGGCGGAAGGGAGGAGAGGAGAGGAGCGGAGCUCCGCGCAAUUCACAGCUGUUCCAGGGAGGGGGAGCGGCCUCGCUAUUAUUUAACAGUGAAGAAAAAAAAAAUUAAAGGAAAAAAAAGAGAAGAGACGGGAAAAUGGCGAACGAUUCUCCUGCAAAAAGUCUGGUGGAUAUCGACCUUUCCUCCCUGCGGGACCCCGCUGGGAUUUUUGAACUGGUGGAAGUGGUUGGCAAUGGCACGUACGGGCAAGUCUACAAGGGUCGCCAUGUCAAAACAGGUCAGCUGGCAGCCAUCAAAGUCAUGGACGUUACUGAGGAUGAAGAAGAAGAAAUCAAGCUGGAGAUUAAUAUGCUUAAGAAAUAUUCUCAUCAUAGAAAUAUUGCAACUUAUUAUGGUGCUUUCAUUAAGAAAAGUCCUCCAGGACAUGAUGACCAACUGUGGCUUGUUAUGGAGUUUUGUGGAGCUGGCUCUAUCACAGACCUUGUGAAGAACACAAAAGGGAAUACUCUGAAAGAGGACUGGAUAGCAUAUAUCUCCAGAGAGAUUCUCCGGGGGUUGGCACAUCUUCAUGCCCAUCAUGUGAUUCACAGGGAUAUCAAAGGGCAAAAUGUGUUGUUAACAGAGAAUGCUGAAGUGAAACUUGUGGAUUUUGGUGUGAGCGCUCAGCUGGACAGGACAGUUGGCAGGAGAAACACUUUUAUUGGGACUCCGUACUGGAUGGCUCCAGAAGUUAUUGCCUGUGAUGAGAAUCCAGAUGCUACAUAUGAUUACAGAAGUGACCUUUGGUCGUGCGGCAUUACGGCCAUAGAGAUGGCAGAAGGAGCUCCCCCACUUUGUGACAUGCACCCCAUGAGGGCACUCUUUCUGAUACCCAGGAACCCUCCCCCACGGUUAAAAUCCAAGAAAUGGUCAAAAAAGUUUUUCAGCUUUAUAGAAGGUUGUCUAGUGAAGAAUUACAUGCAGAGACCCUCUACAGAACAACUGUUGAAGCAUCCCUUUAUACGUGACCAGCCAAAUGAAAGGCAAGUCCGAAUCCAGCUUAAGGACCAUAUAGACAGGACCAGGAAGAAGAGAGGAGAGAAAGAUGAGACGGAGUAUGAAUAUAGUGGAAGUGAGGAAGAAGAGGAGGAAGUGCCUGAACAAGAAGGAGAGCCAAGUUCCAUUGUCAAUGUGCCUGGAGAAUCAACCCUCCGACGUGAUUUCCUGAGGCUGCAGCAGGAAAACAAGGAACGUUCCGAGGCCCUUCGGAGACAGCAGCUGCUGCAGGAGCAGCAGCUCCGUGAGCAGGAGGAGUACAAGAGGCAGCUGCUGGCAGAGAGGCAGAAACGCAUCGAGCAGCAGAAGGAGCAGAGGAGGCGGCUAGAAGAGCAACAAAGAAGAGAAAGGGAAGCUCGAAGGCAGCAAGAGCGUGAGCAAAGGCGGAGAGAACAGGAGGAAAAAAGACGUCUGGAAGAAAUGGAGAGGAGGCGUAAGGAGGAGGAAGAGAGAAGAAGAGCAGAGGAGGAAAAGAGGAGGGUAGAAAGAGAGCAGGAGUAUAUCAGGCGACAGCUAGAAGAGGAGCAGCGGCACUUGGAAAUUCUACAGCAGCAGCUGCUCCAGGAGCAGGCCAUGUUACUGGAAUACAGAUGGCGAGAGAUGGAGGAGCACCGGCAGGCAGAGCGACUCCAGCGCCAGUUGCAGCAGGAGCAAGCCUACCUCCUGUCGCUGCAGCACGAUCACAGGCGGCAGCAGCAGCAGCAACAGCAGCAGCAGCAACAGCAGCAGCAGCAGCAAGAAAGAAAUAAACAAAGCUAUCAUACCCCUGAGCCAAAAUCCCACUAUGAGCCUGCUGAAAGAGCACGUGAGGUGGAGGAGAGAUUUAGAAAAACUAAUCAGGGCUCCCCUGAAGCACAGUCUAAACAGAUGGGCAAAGUGUUGGAGCCACCAGUGCCUUCAAGAUCAGAGUCCUUUUCCAAUGGAAACUCAGAACCUGCUCAGCCUGCCCUGCAGAGGCCAAUGGAGCCCCAGGUACAGUGGUCCCAUCUGGCAUCUCUCAAGAACAAUGUUUCCCCUGUCUCGCGAUCCCAUUCCUUCAGUGACCCUUCUCCCAAAUUUGCUCAUCACCAUCUUCGUUCCCAGGACCCAUAUCCACCUUCACGCAGUGAAGUGCUUAAUCAGAGUUCUGACUCUAAGUCGGAGGUACCCGACCCCACCCAAAAGGCUUGGGCUAGAUCAGACAGUGACGAGGUGCCUCCAAGGGUACCUGUGAGAACAACGUCCCGAUCGCCAGUCCUGUCCCGCCGCGAUUCCCCACUGCAGGGCGGUGGGCAGCAAAAUAACCAAGCAGGACAAAGAAAUUCCACGAGCAAUAUAGAGCCUCGUCUGCUGUGGGAAAGGGUGGAGAAGCUUGUACCAAGGCCAGGCAGUGGCAGUUCUUCUGGCUCAAGCAACUCUGGCUCCCAACCUGGCUCUCACCCUGGCUCUCAGAGUGGGUCUGGAGAGCGGUUCAGGAUGAGAUCAUCAUCCAAAUCAGAGGGUUCACCAUCACAGCGCCAUGAAAGUGCACCUAAAAAGCCUGAAGAGAAAAAGGAAGUCUUCAGACCUAUCAAGCCUGCUGGAGAAGUGGAUUUAACUGCAUUGGCAAAGGAGCUGCGAGCAGUAGAGGAUGUGCGACCUCCACAUAAAGUAACGGAUUACUCAUCCUCAAGUGAGGAGUCGGGGACAACAGAUGAGGAAGAUGAUGAUAUGGAGCAAGAAGGAGCAGAUGAAUCUACUUCUGGACCAGAUGAUGUCCGAGCAGUGUCAACGUUGAACUUGAGCAAUGGUGAAACAGAGUCAGUAAAAACCAUGAUUGUCCAUGAUGAUGUGGAGAGUGAACCUGCCUUGACUCCUUCUAAGGAGGGCACCUUAAUUGUUCGACAGACUCAGUCCGCUAGUAACACACUCCAGAAACACAAAUCUUCCUCCUCCUUUACACCUUUUAUAGACCCCAGAUUACUACAGAUUUCUCCAUCUAGUGGGACAACUGUGACUUCUGUGGUAGGAUUUUCUAGUGAAGCAAUGAGAUCAGAGGCAAUAAGGCAAGACCCUACCCGGAAAGGAUCAGUUGUCAAUGUGAAUCCCACCAAUACACGGCCACAGAGCGACACACCGGAGAUUCGGAAGUACAAGAAGAGAUUCAAUUCUGAGAUACUGUGUGCGGCCUUAUGGGGAGUGAACUUGUUGGUGGGCACUGAAAGUGGUCUGAUGCUGCUAGACAGAAGUGGGCAGGGGAAGGUUUAUCCACUCAUCAAUCGAAGACGAUUCCAGCAAAUGGAUGUACUUGAAGGGCUGAAUGUCUUGGUGACAAUUUCUGGUAAGAAGAACAAGUUGCGAGUUUACUAUUUGUCAUGGUUAAGAAAUAAAAUCCUUCACAAUGAUCCUGAAGUAGAAAAGAAACAGGGCUGGACAACGGUGGGCGACCUGGAAGGCUGUGUGCACUAUAAAGUUGUAAAAUAUGAACGAAUCAAGUUCUUGGUAAUUGCAUUGAAGAGUUCUGUGGAAGUCUAUGCAUGGGCACCAAAGCCAUACCAUAAAUUUAUGGCCUUUAAGUCAUUUGGAGAAUUGGUACAUAAGCCAUUGCUGGUGGAUCUAACCGUAGAAGAGGGUCAGAGACUAAAAGUGAUCUAUGGCUCCUGCGCUGGCUUCCAUGCUGUUGAUGUGGAUUCAGGAUCCGUCUAUGAUAUUUAUCUACCAACACAUAUCCAGAGUAGCAUCCAACCUCACGCAAUCAUCAUCCUCCCAAACACGGAUGGGAUGGAGCUACUGGUCUGCUACGAGGAUGAAGGAGUUUAUGUCAACACCUACGGAAGGAUAACCAAGGAUGUGGUUCUGCAGUGGGGAGAAAUGCCAACUUCAGUUGCAUACAUCCGCUCUAACCAGAUCAUGGGCUGGGGAGAAAAAGCUAUCGAGAUCCGGUCGGUGGAAACUGGACACUUGGAUGGUGUGUUCAUGCACAAAAGGGCACAAAGACUCAAAUUCUUAUGUGAACGCAACGACAAGGUUUUCUUUGCCUCCGUGCGGUCAGGUGGAAGCAGUCAAGUCUAUUUCAUGACCCUUGGCAGGACUUCACUUCUGAGCUGGUAGAAGCAGUGGGAUUUGGAGAGGAAUUGCUGACAUCCAGAGUCUGAGAUCUUCAUAACUUGGAAUUAUUUUCAACUGGAGUACAGACCUGCACGAGUGCAGCACUCUGUGUAAAUGUGUGUGCAGGCAUCACUGGUGUUAGGUUUCUUUAUGUUUUUCAACUGAGGCUGCGAGGCAGCUGGUGCUGUAAAGAUAUUGCCAUCAGGUGCUACAAUGUCUUUGAGAUUUGGGAUCACGCUAGAAAGCUACAGGUCUUCUUUUCCCUUCAGCUCCAGUAUUCCUAGGAUUUGAAGGACUCUGUUUGUUAGUGUUAAAACAGAGGAGGGGGGAAAAAAGGAAGAAAAACAAACCAGGCUUACCAUGAACAUGCUGUUUGUUGAGUGGACAGGAGGCAGGCAAGAGAAGGUGAGAAGUGGUGUAGAGAGUCAGACUGGCUGAAACAGAGGGCAGAUCUAGUCUAGUAAUGUUAACAAUGUAUUUAAUUGACAUUUCUUUUUUGUAAUGUGACAAUAUGUGGACAAAGAGGAAGGUGCAGGUUUUAAGAAGUUAAUAUUUAUAAAAUGUGAAAGACACAGUGACUAGGAUAUCUUCUUCUUGGGGACAGGGAGGGUGGGAAGGGUCUUGGG
Messenger RNA from Ficedula albicollis (Collared flycatcher), 4787 nucleotides. It is a transcript of the gene MAP4K4, whose product is annotated as mitogen-activated protein kinase kinase kinase kinase 4. The coding region runs from base 196 to 4164 and encodes 1322 amino acids. The transcript has 32 exons. NCBI's taxonomy places the organism in Eukaryota, Metazoa, Chordata, Aves, Passeriformes, Muscicapidae. The record is from RefSeq and is a predicted model, not a curated record. Gene Ontology annotation, molecular function: ATP binding; protein kinase activity. Gene Ontology annotation, biological process: protein phosphorylation.